AUGCAUCCUGCAGCGCCGCCGCGUUGCCUUCAGUUUUUCAUGGCAUUUUCUUCACCUGGAGGUUCAUUGGGAUUCACAGCGUCUUUUUCCCUUACUCUCCGCCCGCAGCGGACUCCAAAGACUCGCGUGCAAGCUGCGAAGCUCGACAGCGUGAUCUUCCCCCCUCAACAGAUCGCAGGAAACAGACGCUUUUGCCGCGCUGACUCAGGAUGCCGAAGAGAGGCAAGGAAGCUUUGUGGCGGAACGUAG
Toxoplasma gondii ME49 is the source of this 249-nucleotide messenger RNA. RefSeq lists its product as hypothetical. The transcript has 2 exons. The record is from RefSeq and is a predicted model, not a curated record. NCBI's taxonomy places the organism in Eukaryota, Apicomplexa, Conoidasida, Eucoccidiorida, Sarcocystidae. The coding region runs from base 1 to 249 and encodes 82 amino acids.